AUGGAAACCGAGGCUGUGCGCUCUGUCGUGGUCAUGCUACCUCCCAAGAACUGCCUCCCGAGGAACUACAGCUGCAUAGCUGGGUUGUUCGGGAGCUUGACAGCAGACCCGAGAUUAGAAGACGAAGAGGGGAUGGAGCUGAACGGAGCAAGCGAGCCCAUCGAGAUGCACCAUGUGGUGGAUGAGAGACCAAGAGGACGGGAAUCCUUCCUCAAACCCCCGCAGAGUCCGAACCUGCGCCGCAGGUGCAAGUCUCUGCCGAGCCCCAUAGAGAGAGCGAAGCUUGAGAUCUCCCGCAGCCGGAGUCCCUGCAGCCAGAAAAAGGUCCGUUUCGCCGACUCUCUGGGUCUGGAGCUCACCUCUGUGAAGCACUUUAAUGACACAGACAUGCCCGAUGUGCCGGAGCGCAUAAUGGCGAGAUUCGACAGGGGUCCCCUCCAUCUGAACCCAUUUGACAAGUUCCCCAGGGCACCGACCACCCAGUCUAGUUUUAUGGAGCUGCAAUUCAAGAACCCCGGGACUGUACCAGGCUUUACUGAGAAAGUGAAAGAAGUUAAAGUGUUGUUGGAGUGUGCUGAAGCCGACGAGUUCAGUCUGUCGGGCGUCGUGCGGGUUUUGAACAUGGCUUUCGAGAAAAGUGUCUAUUUGAGGUUCUCAAUCAACAACUGGAUAACCUUCAUGGACAGUCUGACAUCAUAUGUCCCCGAAUCAAGCGACGGUGUGACAGACAAAUUCUCCUUUAAGAUAAUCACCCCAACAACGUUUCUGGAGAGCGGAGGCACAUUCCAGUUUGCUAUAAGAUACUGCGUUGGUGGAGAUGAGUAUUGGGACAAUAAUAACGGGUUCAACUACAAAGUGCGACGCCACAGGUUUAAGAUUUCCCCACCCCGUGAGUGGGAGGAUGGCUGGAUUCACUUCAUCUAA
Molecule: messenger RNA, 924 nt
Organism: Oncorhynchus mykiss (rainbow trout)
Lineage: Eukaryota; Metazoa; Chordata; Actinopteri; Salmoniformes; Salmonidae
Source: RefSeq, a predicted model, not a curated record